AUGCGACUCCCGACCAAUCUCCUAUAUUUGACUUUGUCAAUCCUGCCCUCGGCCUUCGCUGUAUUCGCCGACGAAGCAUACAAUGUCGAUUACCACUACGAAUUAUUAGGCAUCCCCCAACCCCACACUACCUUCUUCCAUCGCCCGCGGAAAGAUGAGAAGGCUACGCUGCUAUAUACAUUAAGCGAUCUAGGUGUCCUUGGUGCCGUGAAUCCUGGUGUUGGAAAUGUUGUCUGGCGACAAUUUCUCGGACAGGAUGCGCACUCAGAAACGGGCUUUUUGCGCCCCGUGGAGGGAGAGAAUACAGUUGUCUCUGCGAUUGGAAGCAGCGUUAAUGCGUGGGAUGCUAUGAGUGGGCGGGAGAUAUGGGGAAAUAAUUUUGGGGGCGCCAUAAGGGAUCUGGAAGUUCUUGAAACGGCUACUGGAAACGACGAAGCCAGGGACGUGUUGGCUCUAUUCGAAGAAGGCGGAAACGCAUACCUCAGAAUGCUGAAAGGCACGAAUGGGGAUGUGGCAUGGGAAUAUAAGGACGGAAGCAGUGAUGUGCCACUGCAGGUCAGCACAAAUGUGAGGAAUGUAUUUGUGGUAUCGCUCCACGGGUCAAGUGGAGGCUAUAACCUCAAGGUUACCAUAUUGGACCCAGUAACUGGGAAGAGGACAAACGAAUACACCCUUACUACGAAGGCCGAUAUCUAUGCCCCAGAAGAUGUUUUGCUUGUGGGCGCAAACUCGGCAGCUCCCAUUAUUGCUUGGACGGAUAAGCCGAUGAAGAACUUAAAGGUCAACAUCUUGGGAAAAACGGGAGACAUCCAGAAUCUGCCGCUGAAGGAAAGUGAUGGCGAGAUUACAAAAGUUGCCCUCCAUGCACCCCAUCUGGUCCAGUCACUACCGCAUUUCGUGGUUCAUAGCCACUCGGAUGUUUCCAACCGAGCAGACGUUUACCAUAUUGACCUUAGCCACAAGAGCAUCAAGUUAGCAUACUCACUCCCAAAGCUCCCUGGCCAAGGCGCGAUUUCUGUCAGCUCUCAAGACGCAAAUGUCUACUUUACCAGACAUACACAAGACGAAGUCGUUGUGGUUUCCUCUGCUUCCCAUGGAAUCCUCGGGAGAUGGCCUCUGAAGCUGGAGAAAGGUCGCGGAUCGUUCGUUCACGGCGCUUCGGAAGUCGUGCAACGAACUGCUGAUACAUAUGCUGUUCGAUCCGCCGUGGUGACAACCGAUCAGGAUUGGGUCCUCGUUCGCAAUGGAGCUGAGGGAUGGAGUCGUCUAGAAGGGCUCUCUGGGAUUGUUGCCGCGACAUGGGCCGAGAUACCAGAGUCAGAGAGUCUGGCCAAGGUUCUGGAAGUAGAGGCCGAAAGCAACCCUCUAUCCGCAUAUAUUCAUCGCGUGACUCGUCAUAUUGACGAUUUACAAUACUUGCCAGAUUACCUCCAGAAUCUUCCAAAACGGUUCCUAAGCAGCAUCCUCCCUGGCGAAUCCGCCCCCCAAAAGCAAGGUGUGUUAGCCCGAGACAACUUUGGAUUCAAUAAGUUGGUAAUUGUUGCCACACAACGCGGCCGCUUAUAUGGUCUCGAUGCGGGUAACCAGGGCAGUAUCGUUUGGUCACUCGGGGCCUUCGAAAUUCCUGCAGGCAAGAAGUGGGAUGUGAAGGGUAUUUGGGCCUCGCCAUCUAAGGGCACCACGACUGUUAGAGGAGCGGAAGGGGAGUUUAUUCAGGUCAAUACGACAACGGGAGAAACCAUCGCAUCGACUACACCCGGGUCAGCACCUGUGAUUCAGAGUACAGUUGUGGUCGACGGCCCAUUGCAGAAGUGGUUGCUACCUAUUGGGACCAACGGAGAACCUGGCCAAGUUCCAGCAGUUUUGGCCCCUAAGGAGUACCUUGUGGUGCAGGGCAAGAAUGGUGAAGUUAAAGGAUUAAAAUUCGAGACCAAAGGGGAUGUUGCCAACCCUGUUGUUACUUGGACAUUCACGCCGCCCGCCGAUCAUAGAGUUACUGGCGUUGUAUCGAGGCCGGCUCAUGAUCCAGUCGCUUCGAUAGGCAAUGUCCUAGGCGACCGUACUGUGCUUUACAAGUAUCUGAACCCAAACAUUGUCCUGGUUACCACUGUAUCGGACGAGGCCUCGCUUGCAUCCUUCUACUUGCUCGAUACCGUCUCGGGCGACAUCCUUUAUUCAACCAUCCACGAAGGCGUAGAUACCAAGCAGCCUAUUGCGUCCGCACUUACCGAAAACUGGUUCUCGUACUCCCUAUGGGCCGAUAUCACUCCCACUACCGACGCACUCCCAGCCUCGAAGGGCUACCAGAUCAUCAUCUCAGAAAUGUAUGAAUCCCAGAUUCCAAAUGAUCGUGGGCCCCUAGACUCGGUGCCCGAAUCCUCAAGUCUCGAGCCAUCCGAUAUUCCCAACGCUGAGCCGGCACUCCCCCACGUCAUCACGCAAUCAUUCCUCAUCCCGGAAGCCAUCGGCCACAUGUCUGUGACGGAAACCAGACAAGGCAUCACAACCCGACAACUCCUCUGCACUCUUCCAUCUAGCAACGCCAUCGUCGGCAUCCCACGCACUGUUCUCGACCCCCGCAGGCCCGUAGGCCGUGACCCUACACCCGCCGAGCUCGAAGAAGGACUUUACCGCUACCAUCCGGUCAUCGAAUUCGAUCCCAAACUCAUCCUCACACAUAAACGCGAAGUCAUCGGCGUUAAGGAUGUCAUAACCAGCCCUGCUAUAUUGGAGAGUACGAGCUUGGUGUUUGCAUAUGGAAUUGAUGUUUUCGGAACGAGAGUUACCCCGAGCUUUGCAUUUGACAUCCUAGGGAAGGGAUUUAAUAAGCUAAGCUUGGUAUCUACGGUGAUUGCGUUGUGGGUUGGUGUUGUAGUUUUGGCGCCUAUGGUGAGGAGGAAACAGAUCAAUGGGCGGUGGAUGGCGUGA
Molecule: messenger RNA, 2928 nt
Organism: Venustampulla echinocandica
Lineage: Eukaryota; Fungi; Ascomycota; Leotiomycetes; Helotiales; Pleuroascaceae
Product: Quinoprotein alcohol dehydrogenase-like protein
Exons: 2
Coding region: 1-2928 (975 amino acids)
Biological process (GO): protein folding in endoplasmic reticulum
Cellular component (GO): EMC complex
Molecular function (GO): protein binding
Source: RefSeq, a predicted model, not a curated record